This is a messenger RNA of Apodemus sylvaticus (European woodmouse), 4837 nucleotides long. Its product is annotated as guanylate-binding protein 6-like. The record is from RefSeq and is a predicted model, not a curated record. Gene Ontology annotation, molecular function: GTP binding; GTPase activity. The transcript is spliced from 11 exons. Gene Ontology annotation, biological process: defense response to protozoan; defense response to Gram-positive bacterium. Bases 120 to 1967 code for a protein of 615 amino acids. Lineage: Eukaryota; Metazoa; Chordata; Mammalia; Rodentia; Muridae.
AUAUAAGAGAGCAGGAGGGAGGAGAGCAGAAGUGAUCCCAAGGCGGUGUCGGCAACAGCAGAGAACUGCACGUGGACCUGUGCUGUGAGGACCUGAUUCGCCUAGGUUGGCAGGUUGCUAUGGCCCAAUCACAAACGGCUCCCAUUUGUCUUGUGGAAAACCACAAUGAACAGCUGACAGUGAACCAGAAAGCCAUAGAGAUUCUGGACAGGAUUUCUCAGCCAGUGGUGGUCGUGGCUAUUGUUGGAUUGUACCGUACAGGGAAGUCCUAUUUGAUGAACUGUCUGGCGGGACAGAAUAACGGCUUCCCUCUGGGCUCCACUGUGCAGUCUCAGACCAAGGGCAUCUGGAUGUGGUGUUUGCCACACCCCACCAAGCCAGAGCACACCCUGGUCCUCCUGGACACUGAGGGCCUGGGGGAUGUGGAAAAGGGUAAUACUAAGAGUGACUCCUGGAUCUUUGCCCUCAGCGUGCUUCUGAGCAGCACCUUCAUCUACAACAGCAUGCACACCAUCAACCACCAGGCCCUGGAGCAGCUGUAUUAUGUCACAGAACUCACUGAGCUGAUCAGAGCAAAGUCUUCCCCAAAUCCUGAUGGAAUAAAGAAUUCCACAGAGUUUGUGAGUUUCUUUCCAGACUUUGUCUGGGCUGUUCGGGAUUUUACACUGGAGCUGAAGUUAAAUGGGGAAGAAAUCACAAGUGAUGGGUACCUGGAGAAUGCCCUGAAGCUGAUCCCAGGCAACCAUCCCAAAAUCCAAGCUUCCAAUUUGUCCAGGGAAUGCAUCAGAUGUUUCUUUCCUAACCGGAAGUGUUUUGUCUUUGACUGGCCAACACAUGACAAAGAACUCUUACAGAAACUUGAGACUGUCUCAGAAGACCAACUGGAUCCUAAAUUUAGGGAAGGAACAAAGGCUUUUGUUUCUUACAUCCUCACUUAUGCCAAGAUCAAGACCCUCAGAGAGGGAAUUAAGGUCACGGGAAAUCGUCUGGGGACUCUGGUGACUACCUAUGUGGAUGCCAUCAACAGUGGAGCGGUGCCUUGUCUGGAUGAUGCAGUGACAACUCUGGCCCAGCAUGAGAACUCAGCAGCUGUGCAGAAGGCAGCUGACCACUACAGUGAGCAGAUGGCCCAGCGACUGAGGCUUCCCACAGACACGCUCCAGGAGCUGCUGGAUGUGCACACAGCCUGUGAGAAGGAAGCCAUUGCUGUCUUCCUGGAGCACUCCUUCAAGGACGAAAAUCAGCAGUUCCUGAAGGAGCUGGUGGAUUUAAUAGCCGAGAAGAAAGAGCUUUCCUUGUUGAAGAAUGAAGAGGCUUCGGAUAAAUACUGCAAGGAAGAACUGGAUCGGCUUUCAAAGGAUUUUAUGGAAAAUAUCUCAGCAUUUUCUGUUCCUGGGGGACACAGGCUCUACAUGGACAUGAGGGAGAAGAUUGAGCAUGACUACUGGCAGCUUCCCCGGAAAGGGGUGAAGGCAAGCGAAGUCUUCCAGAGCUUUCUGCAGUCACAGGCCAUCAUUGAGAGUUCCAUCCUGCAGGCAGAUACAGCCCUCACUGCUGGGGAGAAGGCCAUUGCAGAGGAGCGAGCCCAGAAGGAGGCAGCUGAGAAGGAGCAGGAGCUGCUAAUACAGAAGCAGAAGGAGCAGCAGGAGUUGAUGGAGGCUCAGGAGAAAAGUCACAAGGAAAACCUAGAGCAACUGAGAAAGAAGCUGGAGCAGGAGAGAGAGCAGCUCAUCGAAGACCUUAACAUGACGCUGGAGAAGCAGCUGCAGGAUCAAAAGGCUUUCCUUGAGGAAGGGUUUAAUAAGAAAGCUGAAGAAAUGAAUGAAGAGAUACAGCGCCUGAGACGUAACAUCGAGGAUAUGAAACAAAAAAAGGUUUCCUUUGUGGACCUCAUCGCGAGAGAGUGUGCCUCACUUUUUUUUUCUCCCAUUUCACUGAUUGAAAGGGUUGCAAGAGGCAUUGAUUAAUUUUAAAAUAGGAAAUGAUAGACUGUGAUAUACUCUUUGAUUCAUUUUGAAGCUGCCUGUUUUCCAUUUUCACUCUGCAGCAAAGUUUAACAUAAAAGAGGGCAUCUGUGCCCUGUCUACCUGAUAUAGAACAGCUCAUACAUGUCUGCACAGAUAAUGCUUGCCUUUAGAGAACAAAUUUUGAAACCAUUUCUAUGGAAGCGAUGCAAUUAGUCAGUCAUUAUAUGUGAUUACUGUUAGCCAAUUUGACUGGAUAUAUAAUCAGCUAGGAGACAAGGUUUUCUGCAUUCCUAUGAGGACCAUGUAGUCCAGGUUAGCUUGUAGGGGAUUAUCUCAGGUUAAUAUGGUAGGGAACCCUUCCUAUGUGUGGGCAGCACCAUUCCUGUGGACUGAAGUCACAGCAGAAAGAUGAAACAAACCACCCUACCGUUUGUGUCUUCCUGACUGUGGAUGCCAUGCAACCAGCCAGGCUCGACUUCUCUCAGAAUGGAUUCUCCAUCCUUGACAGAAUGGAUCAUCAUGAUACAUGGACUGCAACAAACCCUUUAUUAAGUUGCUUUUGUGAGGGUAUUUUAUCACAGCAAGAGUAAGUCAUUGAUAUCAUAAUGGUGAGAAGCCUGGAAACUACUUAAACAUCAUUGAGUUAGAUUGGCAACAAAUAUGACUUGAUCCUGGAGUAGUAUAUAGUGAAGAAACAAAUGACAGUCAGGAUAUUGUAUGAUGAUCUAAAUUGAGCUUAAAGAUAUCUUUAAAAAUAAAGUCAAAACACCAUACAACCAUGUGAUUACUAUUAGGAAUGCUAUUAUCCCAUGCAAACACACAAGAACACAAAUGAACUGCCCUCUGGAAGACUAAUAAAAAGCCUGAUCCACUGACUUCAUCUAGGGAGAAUAAGUUGGAGCCAAAAGUUGAAGGGGUGCAUUCAUUCCAUGACGUGCUCAGUCUUACAUGUUUCAUGAAGAAUGCUGGGAAAGCAUAGUUUCAUUUUAAGAUAGUGACAAUAAGUUAGAACUCACUAGUGCAGGAUGAAAUUUCUGCUUCUAGAAAUGGGAAAAGCCACUAUAAGGCACCUAAGACCAAUACUUGAGUACCAGGAACCAUAACAUUUGCAGCUUAAUGAUGUUUUCCUUUGUGGCUUUUUAAAAUUAAUUAAUUAAUUAAUUUUGGCUUUUUGGAUUUGGUUUGGUUUUUUUUGAGACAGGGUUUCUCUGUAUAGCCCUGGCUGUCCUGGAACUCGCUCUGUAAACCAGGCUGGUCUUGAACUCAGAAAUCUGCCUGCCUCUGCCUCCCAGAGUGCUGGGAUUACAGGUGUGCGCCACCACCGCCUGGCGUGGCUUUGCUUUUUUAAAAGCAAUUUAAAUACAUUUUAUGUAAACCAAUAUAUCAAUAUAUGAUUUCCACAGAGAGUCAAUAUAAUUUAUUCGUUCCAAUUUUACAUCAUAUUUAUUUAUUUUCAAAUUAACAGGGAAACUGGAUUAAAAGAGAAAUGAUAGGGUAGAGUAUGAGAGAAUCCAUGGGGCACAUGGGAGUUGAACAGAUAGAGAUGGCUCAGUGGUCAAGAAUACACAGUGCUCAUCCAGGGAAGCUCCAUUCCUGGGGCAGGUAACAGCUACAUGUAAAUCUAACUUCAAUGGAUCUGACUUUCUUUUCUGUCCCCCAUGGGCCAAUGGUACUUCCAGCAUAUAUCCCUAACUUACACAUACACCUAGUUAAAAAUAAGAUCCAUGGGAAUAUACUGUUAACACUGAUAAUGAGCCAUAUGAGUAGAGACUCAAGGACCCUUAUUAGUGCACUCAUGAACAUAAGGUAUUUAGAGUACCUACCCACCCCCAGCUCCUCUAAGACCUCCUCACAUUCCCCUCCCUCCUUCAUGUCUUCCCCUCCUCCUCUACCUCUUCCUCUUCCUGCUUACUCUGAAUAAAUUAAUGGUGGACUCACAUCCCUGGGUAUUAGACAGCAUCUGCCAGACCAUGGACAAUUUAUCAUGACUCACACACACUCUCCCUCUCCCACUGACCAAAUAUCAACUGCUAGUAGUUCCUCAGCCAGGGGAGGGGCCUCAUGAGCUCAUCGCCUCUCCAUGUUGGAUACUGACUGGCUUGAUUGUGUGUGUAUCUUGUGCCGACAACCGUACCUACUGUCACACCUCCAUCAUAUCCAGAAAAUAUAACUUUAGAACAAUGUGAUCUUAUUUUUUUUAAAGAUUUAUUUAUUAUAUGUAAGUACACUGUAGCUGUCUUCAGACACACCAGAAGAGGGCAUCAGAUCUCUUUAAGGAUGGUUGUGAGCCACCAUGUGGGUGCUGGGAUUUGAACUCAUAACCUUUGGAAGAGCAGUCGGUGCUCUUACCCACUGAGCCAUCUCUCCAGCCCCCGUGAUCUUAUUUUUAAAAUACUUACAUUUAUUAUUUCAAAAUUAAAGUGUUGGCAUUCCUAUAAUUUCUGGAGUCUUGGAGAAGUUUACUUCCUCUCUCUUAAUAGCUUGUAAGAUGUCAUGUUCAAAGGAAUGAACUGUGGAAAGGAGAGGUCUUGGUGCUGUUUUAUUGGGGGCCAUUUUGUUUGCUCUGUGAAAGCCUGCCUGCCAGGCAAGUCAAGGCAGUCAGGGUCUGCUGUCAGAUUUCCUGGCCUGCUGACUCAUCGAACAAUAAGAGAAAAUGCACUUGAGGCUCAAGGCAAGGGGCUGAAUGUUCUAUUAAUCUUGGUGGAAGGAACAGAGAGGCGUCUGGAUGGGAACAGAUAUCCUGUGUGUACUUUAGCCAUUGUUACUGCGACCUUGUGACUUUGUUUCCCAUGGUACUGUGGAUAUAGGAAGGCUAAGAAAAAUAAACUUGAGGCUGAAGUGGUAUUCACCUGCAGCCUUCCCAAAUCUAA